AUCCAGUUACUUCGCUCAAAAUCUUUUCCGCUCAAGUUUUAGCUCUUGGUUGAACAGUAAGCAUUUUCAGAGUUUGGGAUAGAAGGUAUGACAGAAAAAUGGAAGCACACGGCUCUCCUUGUAAUUGACAUGCAGAAUGACUUUAUAUUAGAUGAUGGGUUGAUGAGAGUAAAAGGAGGCAAAGCCAUCGUUCCUAAUGUCAUAAAGACUGUUGAAAUCGCCCGGCAGCGUGGAAUUCUCGUCGUAUGGGUUGUUCGUGAACAUGAUUAUUUAGGAAGGGAUGUCGAACUCUUUCGUCAGCAUUUGUACUCUCCGGGGAAAGAGGGUCCAACCACGAAGGGAACUUUAGGUGCAGAACUGGUGGAUGGCCUUGUGAUAAAAGAAGGAGAUUACAAGUUGGUGAAGACUCGUUUUAGUGCAUUCUUUGCGACCCAUCUUCAUUCUUUCCUACAGAGUAAUGGGGUAAAUAGUUUAGUUGUUGUUGGCGUACAAACUCCAAAUUGCAUCCGGCAGACUGUCUUUGACGCCAUAGCACAUAACUACCAACCGGUUACUGUUAUCGUUGAUGCCACAGCUGCUGCAACACCUGAUAUACAUGAUGCCAAUCUGUUUGACAUGAGAAAUAUUGGAGUUGCAAUGCCAACAGUACAGGAGUGGUGCGAAACCGACGUCUGAUCGGUCAAAUGGUUGUCGAAGUGGUAUGUAUGUAUGUAUUCUCCCAUGUCAUUAACCUCGUAGUAUCGGAAUGACCUUAUCGUGUGGAAUAGCAUCUUAUUUCCAUGUUGUAAUAGUAAGGAUGAUUGAGGGUCAGCUGGUUUCAGCCAUCUUAAGCUUCUUUUCAUUGGAAUUGCUCA
Hibiscus syriacus is the source of this 854-nucleotide messenger RNA. RefSeq names its product probable inactive nicotinamidase At3g16190. The transcript is spliced from 5 exons. Lineage: Eukaryota; Viridiplantae; Streptophyta; Magnoliopsida; Malvales; Malvaceae. The record is from RefSeq and is a predicted model, not a curated record. The coding region runs from base 88 to 675 and encodes 195 amino acids.